AUGGAAGCGCCCGAAACGGUCUCAGAAGGCCUCGUCCAGGUGAGCAGCCGCUCUCUGGACGGGAAGCCGCUGUUUUACAACCCUCCGCAAGUAUUUAAUCGCGAUAUUUCACUUAUAGUGUUGAAAACAUUUGUGGAAUCCGAGAAGGAACGCGCGAAAGAAUGCCGCUCAUCAACAGGCGAAAGCAGAGUGGGAGCGUUUGUGGGUGUCAACGUUCUCGAGAUGCUUGCAGCAACUGGGAUCAGGAGCAUUCGUUACCUGAAGGAGUUGGGGGAAUACAUUAACCACGUUUACAUCAAUGACCUGGAUCACAACUCCGCCAGUGCAAUCGCAAAAAAUUGCGACUUUAACGGAAUCCCGCCGUCUAAGUAUCGCGCCAUAUGCGCCGACGGCAACCAGUUGGCGCAGAUGCUGACCCCGCCCGCCGACAUCCUGCGCCUCAUGCUGAUGAACGGCAACAUCCAGAAGAUUCCCUGCGGUUUCGUCCCCUCGAAAACUUUCAGUGCAAUAGAUGCAUACAACAGUACGGUUGAGAAGUUUCUGGCUGUUAUUGCUGCUAGUGAAUGCAGUGAGGACGUAACCCGAUAUCGCAAUGUCAUCGACGUCAUUGAUAUUGACCCCUACUCCACAGCCACGGUUUUCCUCGAUUCGGCGGUUCGCUGCGUGAAGAGUGGAGGAAUGUUGAUGGUGACCUCCACGGACAUGCCGACGCUUUGCGGCAACAACCCAUUGGUGUCGUUUUACAAGUACGGGGGUUCGAGCAUCAAGGCCACCUUUUGCCACGAGCUUUCGCUCAGGAUUCUUCUUUACACUGUAAUGACUACAGCUGCAAAAUACCAGCGUGUGGUGGAACCUUUGAUUUCAUGCAGUGCGGACUUUUACGUCAGGGUGUUCGUGCGGGUCAGCAACAACGUGCAGCAGUGCAAGCACCUCAGUGAAAACUGUGCGCUGCUCCUCAUCUGCGCGCAGUGCGACUCCUUCCGGCUGAUGAAAUUAGGGGAAUACAGUGAACCCAAGCAGCGGCCGGCGUCAGUUCCGGGCGACCUCCGUGGCACUUGCGAGGAGUGCAACGGACGUUUGAAAAUCGGCGGACCGCUCUACGUAGGGCCCAUUCACAACAAGCAAUUCGUAUCGUCAGCACUAAAGAAUGCCACUGAUGCGCAUGAAUCGCUGCCUGGGGUGACCCAAAAUGCAAAAAUCAUUGGAAUCUUAACGGCCAUUUCAGAGGAGCUUGAAGAUGCACCGCUGCACUACAGCAUUCCGUGUCUGUGCCAAAAAUGGAACCUGACUACGAUUAGUCCGUCAGCGUUUAAGGCAUGCCUCGAGAAGUUGGGCUACAGGGCGUCGCACUUCCACCGCGACCCGCAGUCGCUGAAGACGGAUGCACCUAACAAGGUUGUCAUGGAUAUUUUACGUCACCACGCCAUCGAACAGAAGAAGGUGGGGUCGCACGAAUUCUUCAAGACGCCCAUUCAAACGGAGGGGAUCGAUCUCACGCCGCCAGAAACUUCGAAUCGCAUUGCGGUUGCCCGUUGGCUGAAUAACCCCAGUAAAUACUGGGGACCGAAGAAGAUGCAUCGGCAAGUUGCCACCUCACGCGCUGUGGACACAGACAGGCCUGCUGAUAACGCCAAUAAUGCGUAG
This is a messenger RNA of Babesia ovata, 1644 nucleotides long. Its product is annotated as N2,N2-dimethylguanosine tRNA methyltransferase. The transcript is spliced from 3 exons. Gene Ontology annotation, molecular function: RNA binding. The coding region runs from base 1 to 1644 and encodes 547 amino acids. The record is from RefSeq and is a predicted model, not a curated record. Gene Ontology annotation, cellular component: nucleus. NCBI's taxonomy places the organism in Eukaryota, Apicomplexa, Aconoidasida, Piroplasmida, Babesiidae. Gene Ontology annotation, biological process: tRNA N2-guanine methylation.